Messenger RNA from Cladocopium goreaui, 9585 nucleotides. NCBI's taxonomy places the organism in Eukaryota, Dinophyceae, Suessiales, Symbiodiniaceae. The record is from the annotation of a GenBank genome assembly.
AUGCCGGUGCACAAAACUGCGUGUUACCUGGGUGUUCAGAUGUCCUACACCAUGACAGAGAAGCUGACGUUGCAACAUCGCAUGAAAGACCCCAACAUGGACCAACUGCUGCCUCCUCUGAAUGCGGAGGCCUCUACAGGUGCUACCAGCUCCUCAGCACAGAGAAGCACUCAGGAGACUCCCCAACAUGGACUGUCUCGCAAUGAUCUCACCCUGCUGAUGAGCAAAUCCUAUGGACCUACCUUGCUGCAAGCUGUGCACCAGCAGCACAUCACGAGGGGACUCUGCCCAAGCUUCAAUGCGGCCAAGCCGAUGGAGGAACUAUCGGUGCCACCCAGCUUGCAUCAAAUCAUCCUACAUGGAGAUCUGGGACUAUUGCAGAAAUCACCAAUGUUGCGUCUUUCCAUGACCCUGCACUGCCAGCUUUGCGGAGUUAGGCAACUUUCGAUGCUUGCGCAGAAGGUGGAUCAUGAGCUCUUUCUGCCAUGGACCUUUGACAUGGAAGGCAUCUUUCAUCCAGCCGUCCUCUGCGAACAUGUGAAGAUGGGCGAUGCCGAGAUCCUGGAAGCCUUCAAGGCGAUGGGGCCCCUCCUGAUGCAGGAAUCACAGACCGGGACAACCGACGUGGCCAAAUUGGUGCGCCUCAUGGGCAACAUUCUGCUGCGCCUGGACUCCGACAACCAACUGAUGAAAAAGCAAGACUCUUUCGUCUUCUUUCUUCAAACAGCCGCCCCAGCUUUGUUGCCUCACUUGAUGACGAAAGCGAAGGAGUGGCACAUGCAGAUGAAACAGAGGACCCAGGCCACAGAGGAGCUGCCGCCAUACACCCCAUUGCGUAUGGUUCUAUUUCAGGAUCUGACGAGCAUGUUGGAGGACAGAGUACUCAAGCUGUCGAAGGCUGGACAGGAGGACGAACUGUGGCAGACAGCUCUGCACCACGGCGUCAUCACAGCGGAAGGAGGCUUCCCCUUCCAACGAUGGAGUCAAAUGCAGAAGAUGUUGGUCCCGACGAAGAAAGAUCACAUCACGAUGAGCAGGAUGAUCAAGUACAUGGAGCAGCUCAAACAGAUAUCCAGCGAUCAGAAUGCCAUCCAGAAAUUUCAUGCGUUGAGACCGGCAGAAAACCAACAGACAGUCCCCUGGAUCCUUCAGACGGGCAUGAGACACGACGAACUCCAAUCCUUGCUGGAGACACUACAGGGGUCGACGGUAUGGGGGCUCAUUGGUGCAACGAUGAAGCCUCACUCACAGACGCAGAGCAAGCAAUGUCAGGAGCUACAACAAAUGUUGGGGAAGGGCAAGGGCAAACAGAAAGGGCACCCUGCGAAACCCAAAGGGCAGGGCAAACAGACCCGACCACGCUGCGAUGGAACCACCCACAAGUCAGACCUCUCAAUUGGUAUGCAUGGUGUUUUUUCGGUACCAUUUUUCACCAAUGACCGAACAGAGCUGGCAUGGAAUGACUACCGUGUGGUGGCCGCAAUUGCACACCUAGGCCCACAUCCCUUGGCAUACAAAUUGAGGAAGCACACUGAGAAUUUAGCUGCCUUCUGCGGUGGGGCCCAAUUCACAGUGCACGAUCAUUUGGCUGAUCAAGUUUUUCUGGACGAGCUACCACCCUGUUUUGGAUACACCGGACCACAUCUGACCUUCUGCGGUGGGGUUUUCUGGGUACAGAUUUUGCAGGCUUUUCAGAUCAUUCUUGAUUUGAAUAAUACAGACAACACCGAUCUGACACUGACCUUCUGCGGUGGGGUUCCCUGGCCGAGACAUCUCAACCAUUUGUGUGCAGCAGGACACACCGAUUUUUCUGCCUUCUGCGGUGGGGUUUUCAUCUCUUGCUGCUACAAUUGCGGGCGUUUUCAAUUUGGUGCAGAUAUUUUCAGUGCAACAGCAGGCAACAAUCUGAUCCUGUGGACAAGUGACACCGAUCUGUUUCUGGCCUUCUGCGGUGUGGCUCCACUACAGGUAGUACAUCUACGCACAGGUCAUUGUGGUUGCUACGCAAACUGGACAGCGACAGACCACCUUGGUGUUGCCCACGCUGAUUUUGCCUUUGUACCUGCAUUUUCAGGAUUGAGUGGCGAUUUCACUAUCCUGCCACUGCAGACAAGGCGUCAAUCAGUGCUGGAUUGGAUUUGGAUACUGCUACUGUGUUUGAUUUGCGGUGCAUUUUACAAUUUUCAACUCCUGCUGGCCAACGCUGCCCUUGAGUUUGAGCGCGCAUUUUGGAAUUUUUUCUGGACACUCAUUCUGCCGUUUUGGGAUUUUGGAAACAUUUUUGAUUGCCUUUGGAAAGUCGUCAUUGCGGAAAAAAGGACCUCUUCCACCUGUGUGCCUGAAUUGUUUCAAGAAAGAGACUGCCAACCCGGUCCCAAGUCCGGGCGUUCCUGGUGCUCAAACCUGCCUUUUCACCUUAGGAUCAGCCUGACCUUACUCUGCAUGGUUUUGAUCACUGAGAACGGGGGUGAGGGUAGUGGAUCAGUCAUGGGAUCCACUGAAAUGCCAGAUAUCUCCUUUUUGCAGAAUAUUCACCAUAUGUUUGGCGUGAAGCAACAUGACAUUGGACCACCAGCAAGCUCUGCACCCAAGAGCACCAACCUUACCGAUGUCAAGAAAAGAAGUUUGAAAAGAGCAUACAAGAGAGCCUGCCUGCAAGGCGUUGCAUGGUAUCGCGGCAGACUGUACAGACCAGAUGACUUCCAUUUCAUGCCUUCCUUCUCCGUUUCUCCUGUGACACCAGAGACUACCUCAGUUUUGCCACCGAAAGCCCUGAAUCAGUGCCAUCAAAUUCAUGGCUCAAAAUCCCGCCUCACCUGCUUGCAGUGGAAUGUUGGAGGUUUGUCCACGCAUCGACUGGACGAGAUCAAGAUUUGGCUUUCUCAACAACAAGUCCACAUAGUGACGCUGUUAGAGACAAGGUGGCAGUAUACGGGAGAGUGGCUUGACUCACAAUGGAUCCAUGUGCAUUCAGGUAGUUUGGAAGACCGUGGAAUGGGUAUUCUCACUCUGAUUUCACGCAAGCUCUGCCAACCCCAUGCCUUGCGUUGGACUGAAGCCAUUGUAGGUCUUGUACCGGUGCUGGAGUAUUCAGAGCAUGGCAUCACCUUGCCCGCUAUGCAAGCCUCAGAAGGCAACAUCGCAGGUUUGCUGCUCAGAUCAGGUCGAACUAAUCAUUCUGCCUUAGCACAGCACGGUAUUCCCACGCCACUGCAGCAAUUGCGAGCUGCUGCCAAGCAACUUUUGCAGUCCACCACUCAACGCAUGACCACAUUGCAGGAAGAUGAUAUCGCCUUGCAACUACCCUGGGGACAUUUGUCUGAGCUGGUUGCCAAGCUGGAACACACUCAGGAACUGAGUCCACCGCCUGUUGUCUUGUACUCCGGACCCUGUGCAGUGGAGCCCUACACAGCCCUUGGUGCCAAAGCUUACAUGACUGGAACGGCCUUGGCUGCCGGUGAACUAGCUGUCCGAAGCCCAAACAUGUUGCCUGAAUCAGAGCUUGGAAAUUUGAGACGUGCCCCUUUUGGACCUGCACUCUGUCAGAUCCUGGAAACCAGGGAUUGGAACAGACUGGAAACCUUGCCAGAAGCAUGUCAUUACAUGGCCAAAAGAUGUAUUCUUUGUGGACUGCACUACAACCGUGUGCAGGAACUGAAUGCCCAUUUCCGUACCAUGCAUGGCCAAUAUUGGGAAGGUGUUCCUCAACGUGCAGUGUACAUGUCCAACACGUGGGCUACAGAAAGACCCUGUCCAUUUUGUGGGGCGUUGUUCAAGUCUCAUCUUUGCCCGGUCUGGGUUCAGGUCACGGUCCUCCUCCUUUUUGGAGCUGCUGCGCCCCCUGAUGAAUCGCAGCCUGAGGCCAAUAACCCUGGACUGCGUUGUGAAGUUUGUCUUGAAAGCUUUGAGACCUUAGCCAGUCUUACUGAGCACCUACAAAGUGAGCAUGCACUCCAGGGCAUGGCGUUCAAUGUGGCCAGGGACAGUGUGGCAGGCAGCCCAGCGUGUGCCCAUUGCGGCAUUUUAUACGACAACUUGUCCAGUCUUCGUUCACACAUAAACCAGGGCAGAUGUUUGCAAUUCCGGCCGGACGCAACAGCCGAGUCCUUGCCAAUCCGACCAGACUGGGUGCAGGCCUGUGUUGAGGGCCAAAUGAAGAUUGUGUUAGGCAAUGCUCAGUCUCGCAUGGCCUUGCAGCUUGCAAUGAUUUUCCACAAGAUGGACAACAAGUUAUUUGCUCCUUUUCAGGCCAGUGAGUAUGCCUUGAACCUGAUUUUGUCCACUGCCUUGGACCGCCACACCAGAUUGAUGUUUGAACAGAUCGCCAUUCAGCAUCAGUACGAGCGCCUUUGGCAGGACCAGCAAUGCUUGACCACCAUGCGCACCCAAUGUUUGCUUUGCGGAUGUGAAUGUGCACCCAGCGCAAUGCCACAGCACUUGCGGGAGGUGCAUCCAUGCAAUCAACUUGCCAUGACUUUCUACAUGACACUGCUGACUUCAUUGAUGAUGGAGCAACAGCUGAUUGAUCAUCAGUGCUAUGCAUGCCUGCAGAUUUUCAAUUUGCCGGCUGCUUCAGAUGCCGCACCAGAUCCAGCACGCAAGCAUUUGGCUCAGUCUCACUUGCUGCACAACUGCCCCAAUUUGCUGCAAGUGGCAUUGUUUUUAACGGGCUUGCUUCAUGACGGACGACUCCUUGAUGACCAAUACGGACUUACUGGCCCAGCAGCAAGUCCUGGAAACCUUCAAGGGGCUGGCACCGUGGCCCAGACACCUCAGCUACAGCAGCUGAACGCCCUGGUUCAGCAACUGGCGCUCCUGGUUCUUCGUCACGAUCGAGAACUCAACCAGAGCCGUCGAGCAGACAGCUUCGUUCUUUUUUUCAACCGAGACCCAAAGAGCGGCUUGCAGGGGCUGAUUCAGGCAACGCAGACCUGGCAGGAGCAGCGCAAGUCAUCAACGAUACCGAUGAUGACGCUGAGACAACACCUGACCCAGUGCUUGUUCCAAGAUCUCUUGGUGAAGGUGAUGAAGAUCGCAGAAGCCAAACCAGAGGACCCACUCCACAUUGCUUCAGUGCAGAGUCAGCUGAUCGACGGAGAAGGGAAUUGGCCGUUCCUGGAAUGGGAUCCCAAAGCCAAACAAUUGGUGGUCAGCUCCAAGCCUCCAAUCAGUAUGACGCUGAUGACCAGACAUGCACAACAGCUUGUGGAGAUGUUCAAGAACCCGGACCUGGUGCUCUGCUUUCGGUCCUUGCAGACCAGUCAGGAUGCUCCGAUCUGCCCAUGGAGGCUGCAGCUUUGUCCCCGAGAGGAUCAGGAGUGGGAGCUUCUGAACAGGCUCUCCCGCAGCAGCGUGUGGGCAAAGGCAGACUUCGACCCCCAGCCAGUCCUCAGACGUCGACAUGAGACCUCCAUUGGCUAUGAUGCUUCGGAAUUUGCGACUGCUGUGUUGUCGUGGCUGUGUGCACCAGCGAUCAACAUGACCUGGGAGCGCCGAGUGGAAGAAAUGGAAUGUAUUCAUGCACAUGACCGUGGUGAUGCCUUCAUGCCCAUUACACUUUCAUUUCCAGCCACACAUGUGCACCUGCCUGACACACUUUACACGUUGACACAUCUCAUGCGCUUGUGGAUGCAAGUUGAUGGAAUGAUUGCUGCCUUGACGCAGGCGCCUCAAUGCAUAUGCCUUCAUUUGGACCGUUUCUAUGAUGCCGAGGACACCAUUUUGAAGAGCCAGUGCCUUAUUGAUAUGGAAGCUGGGUGUGAUGUUCCGGUAUUCAUUGACCACUCCCAAAGAAGGGAAUUUGUCAGCUAUGUAUUGCUCUCUGCAACGGCACACCUUGGCAAUGUGAAGGGAGGUCAUUAUCAGGCAGUGCUGAAAACCAGACCGGCAGUCCAGCAGAAUGGACAGCCAAUGCAUUGGUUGCUGACAAACGACUCCAUGGCAGCCCAACCGAUAUGGCUUGUUCCAGACUGGUUUCGGCGCAAUUCCACUGUUUUCUGGUUGGCCAGGGCAGACUGCGUCCAGCUGCAUGUGUAUCGCCCCUUGCCGCAGACAGACAUUGCAGCACCUGAUGAACCAGAUCUGACCAUUGCCGCAGAUGCAGAUACAAGCACAAACGUACCAGAACGAGACAUUGGGAUGCCAAACACCACUGUUGACACUGAUGCCACGGAAUCAACAGAGAAGCCAAGCACUGCGAUUGCACCAGAGACUGACGCGACGACAGCGGCCAUCAUGGCCUUGCUCCAGGCUACCACCAUGGCUGAGCGCCAAAGGAUCAGCCUGACCUUACUCUGCAUGGUUUUGAUCACUGAGAACGGGGGUGAGGGUAGUGGAUCAGUCAUGGGAUCCACUGAAACGCCAGAUAUCUCCUUUUUGCAGAAUAUUCACCAUAUGUUUGGCGUGAAGCAACAUGACAUUGGACCACCAGCAAGCUCUGCACCCAAGAGCACCAACCUUACCGAUGUCAAGAAAAGAAGUUUGAAAAGAGCAUACAAGAGAGCCUGCCUGCAAGGCGUUGCAUGGUAUCGCGGCAGACUGUACAGACCAGAUGACUUCCAUUUCAUGCCUUCCUUCUCCGUUUCUCCUGUGACACCAGAGACUACCCCAGUUUUGCCACCGAAAGCCCUGAAUCAGUGCCAUCAAAUUCAUGGCUCAAAAUCCCGCCUCACCUGCUUGCAGUGGAAUGUUGGAGGUUUGUCCACGCAUCGACUGGACGAGAUCAAGAUUUGGCUUUCUCAACAACAAGUCCACAUAGUGACGCUGUUAGAGACAAGGUGGCAGUAUACGGGAGAGUGGCUUGACUCACAAUGGAUCCAUGUGCAUUCAGGUAGUUUGGAAGACCGUGGAAUGGGUAUUCUCACUCUGAUUUCACGCAAGCUCUGCCAACCCCAUGCCUUGCGUUGGACUGAAGCCAUUGUAGGUCUUGUACCGGUGCUGGAGUAUUCAGAGCAUGGCAUCACCUUGCCCGCUAUGCAAGCCUCAGAAGGCAACAUCGCAGGUUUGCUGCUCAGAUCAGGCGCCUGGAGUCCCGUUCACGGUCUCCGACCUUGCAGCAGCUCUGAGAAGCAUACCAUUGCACCGUGCGGUAGCCAUGCCAUUUGCCCCUGGCAUUGCCUGGCGUCCACAGUUGGUGGAAUGUUUUACUCCUAUGCUGAUUUGGAGUUUCUGUUACAAGCUUUUGGCAUUUUACUGGACACCUUGCGUGAGUUUUCUCUCAAACUGAAUGCUAAGAAGUCUGCUGCACUCUUAGCAGUAGCGGGUCGAACUAAUCAUUCUGCCUUAGCACAGCACGGUAUUCCCACGCCACUGCAGCAAUUGCGAGCUGCUGCCAAGCAACUUUUGCAGUCCACCACUCAACGCAUGACCACAUUGCAGGAAGAUGAUAUCGCCUUGCAACUACCCUGGGGACAUUUGUCUGAGCUGGUUGCCAAGCUGGAACACACUCAGGAACUGAGUCCACCGCCUGUUGUCUUGUACUCCGGACCCUGUGCAGUGGAGCCCUACACAGCCCUUGGUGCCAAAGCUUACAUGACUGGAACGGCCUUGGCUGCCGGUGAACUAGCUGUCCGAAGCCCAAACAUGUUGCCUGAAUCAGAGCUUGGAAAUUUGAGACGUGCCCCUUUUGGACCUGCACUCUGGCAGAUCCUGGAAACCAGGGAUUGGAACAGACUGGAAACCUUGCCAGAAGCAUGUCAUUACAUGGCCAAAAGAUGUAUUCUUUGUGGACUGCACUACAACCGUGUGCAGGAACUGAAUGCCCAUUUCCGUACCAUGCAUGGCCACUAUUGGGAAGGUGUUCCUCAACGUGCAGUGUACAUGUCCAACACGUGGGCUACAGAAAGACCCUGUCCAUUUUGUGGGGCGUUGUUCAAGUCUCAUCUUUGCCCGGUCUGGGUUCAGGUCACGGUCCUCCUCCUUUUUGGAGCUGCUGCGCCCCCUGAUGAAUCGCAGCCUGAGGCCAAUAACCCUGGACUGCGUUGUGAAGUUUGUCUUGAAAGCUUUGAGACCUUAGCCAGUCUUACUGAGCACCUACAAAGUGAGCAUGCACUCCAGGGCAUGGCGUUCAAUGUGGCCAGGGACAGUGUGGCAGGCAGCCCAGCGUGUGCCCAUUGCGGCACUUUAUACGACAACUUGUCCAGUCUUCGUUCACACAUAAACCAGGGCAGAUGUUUGCAAUUCCGGCCGGACGCAACAGCCGAGUCCUUGCCAAUCCGACCAGACUGGGUGCAGGCCUGUGUUGAGGGCCAAAUGAAGAUUGUGUUAGGCAAUGCUCAGUCUCGCAUGGCCUUGACGCUGCAUUGCCAACUCUGUGGGGUGCAUUACGCCAGUGAGUAUGCCUUGAACCUGAUUUUGUCCACUGCCUUGGACCGCCACACCAGAUUGAUGUUUGAACAGAUCGCCAUUCAGCAUCAGUACGAGCGCCUUUGGCAGGACCAGCAAUGCUUGACCACCAUGCGCACCCAAUGUUUGCUUUGCGGAUGUGAAUGUGCACCCAGCGCAAUGCCACAGCACUUGCGGGAGGUGCAUCCAUGCAAUCAACUUGCCAUGACUUUCUACAUGACACUGCUGACUUCAUUGAUGAUGGAGCAACAGCUGAUUGAUCAUCAGUGCUAUGCAUGCCUGCAGAUUUUCAAUUUGCCGGCUGCUUCAGAUGCCGCACCAGAUCCAGCACGCAAGCAUUUGGCUCAGUCUCACUUGCUGCACAACUGCCCCAAUUUGCUGCAAGGGCUGGCACCGCUGCUUGGCACAGCGCAAUUGGCCCCAAACCCAAGAGAGCCAAAACGCAGCAAACGCCAUCACGACAAAGCCGGCAAUGCAGCCCAGCCGACAAUGCAGGUGGCCCAGCCACCUCAGCUACAGCAGCUGAACGCCCUGGUUCAGCAACUGGCGCUCCUGGUUCUUCGUCACGAUCGAGAACUCAACCAGAGCCGUCGAGCAGACAGCUUCGUUCUUUUUUUCAACCGAGACCCAAAGAGCGGCUUGCAGGGGCUGAUUCAGGCAACGCAGACCUGGCAGGAGCAGCGCAAGUCAUCAACGAUACCGAUGAUGACGCUGAGACAACACCUGACCCAGUGCUUGUUCCAAGAUCUCUUGGUGAAGGUGAUGAAGAUCGCAGAAGCCAAACCAGAGGACCCACUCCACAUUGCUUCAGUGCAGAGUCAGCUGAUCGACGGAGAAGGGAAUUGGCCGUUCCUGGAAUGGGAUCCCAAAGCCAAACAAUUGGUGGUCAGCUCCAAGCCUCCAAUCAGUAUGACGCUGAUGACCAGACAUGCACAACAGCUUGUGGAGAUGUUCAAGAACCCGGACCUGGUGCUCUGCUUUCGGUCCUUGCAGACCAGUCAGGAUGCUCCGAUCUGCCCAUGGAGGCUGCAGCUUUGUCCCCGAGCGGAUCAGGAGUGGGAGCUUCUGAACAGGCUCUCCCGCAGCAGCGUGUGGACCCUCCUAGGGACAAUGCUCAAACCACAUGCUCUGAAUCAAUGCGGCCUGGCGGACACGAUCCAACACACCAUGGGACAUCAGCCGAAGCAUGGGAAGGGCAAAGGCAGACUUCGACCCCCAGCCAGUCCUCAGACGUCGACAUGA